UAACACGCAUAAUUUGUGCUCCUGCCUUAAAUUGUACUUUCAUAUUGCAUUGUUUGUGUAUAGUGAUAUUAGUAAGGAUUACCUACUAAUUUAAAUUGUAACUUAUCAGUGUAUAUAAAUUGAUUUCGAGUGAAAGGUUCACUGGCUUUAUCUACCACAACAGAUAAUCCUAAUACAAGUGCGUCUGUUAACAAAUGUUUAAAACGCGAUCUGUAACUCGUAAAGAAAAAGAGGGCCUGCAACUACCAGAGGAUCAGUCGCAAUCAAGUCAGUCCAGCUUCUGCACAAUGGAAAGUAUGUUAGAUAUGAUGGAAGAAUUGAAAAAGGAGUUGGCAGUUAGUGAAACCUGGCUACAUAAUGGUAUUGACUCGCAUAUUGUUGCAAUUGAAAAUUAUAAUUUUUUACGAAAGGAUCGUGGCAGUCGAGGAGGUGGAGUGGGCAUUUACGUGAAAUCAAACUACAAAGCAACUUUUAUAGAACAAGAUGUUUCUAAAACGUAUGAGCAGCUUUGGUUACGAGUUGUUGAUAAAAAUAAGGUAAUAUUUAUUGUGGGUGUUGUCUAUACGCCUCCCAAUACCAAUGUUUUAAAUUUUAUCGCGGAGUUUGAGGAUGCGAUGUGCAAUAUUCUACCGAUUCAUAGGAAUAUUUUAUGUGCUGGGCGAUUUUAA
This is a messenger RNA of Photinus pyralis (common eastern firefly), 668 nucleotides long. RefSeq lists its product as uncharacterized. The record is from RefSeq and is a predicted model, not a curated record. Lineage: Eukaryota; Metazoa; Arthropoda; Insecta; Coleoptera; Lampyridae. The transcript is spliced from 2 exons. The coding region runs from base 195 to 668 and encodes 157 amino acids.